Messenger RNA from Schistocerca cancellata (South American locust), 1818 nucleotides. RefSeq lists its product as uncharacterized. NCBI's taxonomy places the organism in Eukaryota, Metazoa, Arthropoda, Insecta, Orthoptera, Acrididae. The record is from RefSeq and is a predicted model, not a curated record. The transcript has 9 exons. The coding region runs from base 1 to 1818 and encodes 605 amino acids.
AUGACGCUGACGCUGCCGGCGCGGUCCUGCGGCGCACCGGCAGUGCGCCCUCCACAGAUGGACCCACACGCUGCGGCUGUGCUCGCAGACUUUGCACGGCAGCGCUCCUUACAUUUUGUCGUGGCCUUCUCAUGCUGGCCAGACGGUGGUCUGUCGGCGAUGCGCGCCUGGGGGCGGCUCGGACUGCGCGCCUCCGUCCACGAGCCCUGGGAUCUGCGCGUAGACCUGGGCAGGCUGCUGGACACCCGCCGCGGCGCCGUCGCCGUGUUCGCUGCCCUCUCCUGUCCUGGCGCACUCGACGUCUUCCGUAAGGCGGCGGACAGGCAACUGCUGGGAGUGAUGCGCCACUGGCUGCUGCUGGGAGAUCUGGAGCCCCAGGAGUUCCCGCAGCUGGCGCUGGACUCCAGCGUGACGCUGCUGUCUGGAAAACAUGCCGGUUCCGUCAGCUGGCUGGUGCGCUACGCUUAUGGGUUGGGCGAGCGCCUCGUGGUUUCAGAGCCCGCUGCUUGGCAACAGGGAGAGCCCAUGCCAGCGCCGCCGUCGCGCAACAACCUGCAGGGACUCGCCAUCAAGGCUGGCAUCGUGAAACUGAACGACAAUUUCUCACAUUACGAUGACCCCAGUUACCGCCAUCUGGAUACCUGGAGCAAGCUGUACUACGCCAUAUCCAAGGUAGCAGCUGCACGCCUCAACUACACGCACAACAUCGUAUUUGCGAACCAGUGGGGCAUGCGAGUGUCUCCUGGGGUGUUCAACGGUCAGGUGGGUCAACUGCAGAGAGGCGAGAUAGAGCUGGCCCUAGGAUUCGCUCUACGCCGCGACCGCAUCGACGUCAUCGACUACACGACGCCGCCGGGACGAUUUCAGCCGGCGUUCAUGUUCCGGGAGCCGUCGCUGGCGGCGGUGAGCAACGUGUACACGCGGCCCUUCUCGCGCGGCGUCUGGCUCAGCUACUCGCUGGCGGCGCUGCUGCUGGCCCUGCUGGUGGUCGCCUCGCAGCGGCUGCUGGCCAGGGCGCAGGGGAUGCUCGACGACAACACGGACCCCGCCGUCGCGCCGCCCUGGACUGACGUGCCACUCGUCGCCUUCAGCAUCGUCUGCGAGGAAGGCAUGCAGGACCCGCCGCAGAACGUGUCGUCGCGCAUCCUGCUCAUGUUCCUGCUGGUGCUGGCCGUCUUCCACGUGACGGCCUACUCUGCCUGCAUCGUGUCGCUGCUGCAGCUGCCCAGCGGCUCCAUCAACGCCCUCGACUCGCUCUUCGGCUCCAAGCUGCGCGUCGUCAUGCACGACCUGCCCUACAACUUCAACUACGGAAACCCGUACCGCAAGGUGUUCAAGCCGCUGGAGGAGUGCGUGGCCAUGAUGCGGGAGGGCCGCUUCGCAUGCCACGCCGACGAGGCGGCCUACAAGGUGAUAGGCGACACCUUCCUCGAAGCGGAGAAGUGCAGCCUCAAGUCAGUGCCCAUGUUCCCGCUCAGGGCCAUCAUCAUAGGCGUCCGGAAGCAGUCACCGUACAAGGAAAUACUCUCUGUCACGCUGACGUGGCUGCGAGAGACGGGAAUGACGCAGCGCGAGUGGACGCGCUGGGUGGCGCAGAAGCCGCGCUGCCUCAACCGCGACAGCGGCUACGCCGAGGUGGGCCUCACCGAGGUGUCGCCCGCGCUGCUCAUGCUGUGCUACGGCGUCGCCGCGUCCCUGGCGGCGCUGCUGCUAGAGCUACUGCUGCACAGGCUGGUAGCCGCCAGGCGGGGGCGCCAGAAGAGGCAGCACAAGCCCGGCACCGACAACACGCUGGUGCCCAGGGCAUUCCUGCGCUGA